Tetrahymena thermophila SB210 is the source of this 2067-nucleotide messenger RNA. Its product is annotated as eukaryotic aspartyl protease. NCBI's taxonomy places the organism in Eukaryota, Ciliophora, Oligohymenophorea, Hymenostomatida, Tetrahymenidae. The transcript has 5 exons. Gene Ontology annotation, biological process: proteolysis. Gene Ontology annotation, molecular function: aspartic-type endopeptidase activity. The record is from RefSeq and is a predicted model, not a curated record.
AUGAGGACAUUUGCUUUCAUAAUCUUGUCAUUAUUUCUUGCAAGUAGUGCUUUUGCGUUUCUUGAAGUUGCAUUGUAAAGAAAGCAAAACGAAUUGAAAAUAAAAUAUACUGAAAUUGCACAAAAAUCUAAAUAAAUUAAAACUUGCCAAAAUGAUAUUUUGAAGUAUAAAUACAACACUACAGUUAUAACUUAAAUGUGCUAUCAUAAGGAUUUAGCCUUUACUAUUGAGUCUUUGAUUGGAGACGUAAAUUUCAAUUAUGAGGUUGCUGCUAUUGCAAUAGAUCUCCAUUCACCAUUAUCUUGGCUUAAAUCAUCUAAAUGCUAAUCAUGUCCUGAAGAAACUCCUAUACCAACUUUUAAAGCAUCAUAAAAUUUGACUUGUUCAAAUAGCUGCUUGUUUGAACUCACUUAAUCAAGCUAUAUUAUCACAAACAAGUACAGAUUUAACAAACGUGGGUCUAUUGUAUCAAACAACAUGUAUUUAUAUGGUGAGUAUAUAUCAAGCAAAUUUUCUUUCUUGGCAUAUGACCCUAAAAAGAAGAAAUCUAUGUUCAGAUAUAUUGAAGAGUAGUUAAAGAAAGACACUUUUGAAAAGUAUGAAGACUUAAUCACUUUCCCUAACUUAAAAAUGAUAGGAGCAGAAAAGAUGAUUGGGUACAAAAACUAUCCUGCAGAUGGUGCAAUCGGAUUAGGAUUAAACAAAAUUUAUAAAGGCGAUACUAAGGUUGAAUAAAAUACUGAUAUUAUGGAAGCUUUGAACAGCUCAGUUGAGCAGAUAAACAAUAGAAUAUUUGGUAUUUACAUAAAUGAAAUUGGUGAUAUUUUCAAAGAUUAUGUUCUUAUUAUGGGAGGUAUAAAUGAUAAAUAUUCACACAAGAAUCUAGAGGAUAUCUAAUAUGUUCCAGUCAAUUAAGAAACUUCUUAUUAUUGGAGUCUACCUCUAACUGAAUUAUCUUUCAACGUACCUUCUGCAAAGGUAAACUCUUAAGGACUAAGUGAAGAUUUUAAUGUUAUUAAACCAAAAAAAUAAAAUGCAAUACUUUCUUUAAGCACAUCGUUCAUUGCCUUGCCUAAGGACGAACUUAAUUAACUUAUUAGUAUCAUUAACCGUUAUGGGGAGUCUAAUUGCAAAAUUGUUGAUCUUACCUACUUUGCUGUUUAUUGCACCAAUUUCCACACUGAAACUUUAUAGUUGAUGGAAAUUAGUUUAAGCUUUUAGGGUGGAACAAAGCUAGUAUUAGAUUACAAGUAAUUAUAGAGACAAUGUGAUGUUGAUGAAAAUUAUUAAAAGGAAAAUCGUGAUGAUAACGAUUGCUUAUUAAAUAUUUAACUUUCUCCUACUGAUAACAUAAUUCUUGGAGAACCAUUUUUGAAAAAGCAUUACACUAUUUUCGAUUAAGAGUAAAUGAGAGUUGGAUUCUUACCUGCUGCUGAUAACACCUAUUGGAGAAAGGAAUUUUAUUAACCUCCUAGUUUUAUUAAGUAUCUCAUUAGAAUUGUCAUUGCUGUGUUCACAUUAGGUAUGUGCUUUAUAGUUUGCAUCUCUUAAGUUACAAGAUUCUGCAAGUGGUUCAGAAGAAAGUGGAGAGAAGAGGAUUCUGGUCAUUAUUCAGAAAAAGUUUCAUUUGCAAGACAUAAAGACGAAAUAUCAUACGACGAUAUUGAGUUAUCAAUGAGAGAAUAAGCUAUGAAUGAAUUAAAGAAAUAAUAAUUUGAAGAUACCAACGAUUUUGCAAAUACUCAAUUCUAAGAAGACAGUAGCUCUCACAUUGAUAUUCGUGAUUAUGAGGAUAAUUAAAAUAUUAAUAAAAAUGCUGAUUUCCCUUCAAUUCCUAAACCCCGUGGUGCCCAAUAGGCUGAUUUAAUUGAAGUUGAAUAAGUCCAAUCUUUUGAUCAUGGAUUUAAUUUUGUUUAGACAAACAAUCAACCAAAUAACAACAAUAAUAGCCAAAAUAAUAAUCAAAAUACUAGUAACAAUAAUAAUAAUGGUUUUGAAUAGCAUGAAGAUAUUUCAAUUUCUUUAGAUGAUGGUAACCAACCUAAAACAAAUAACAAUAAUUUUUGA